AGUCUGUCGCCUCUGCCAGGCCCGCGCGUCUCGCAGUUGUUCUUCCUCGAUUGUGCGUUAUCUUUAUCAGUACGCUAUCAGUUUAAAUGGAGUACUUAAUAUUUGUUGUGAAAGCGUGAGGAAUGUAUCUUAGGGCUAUAAAAUUAUUACACAAUCAUAAAACGAAUUGUAACACUCUAUAAAUCCCUGAAGCUAUGAGAACGAUAGUAUGUAGUCAGUUAAUAAAGAUGAUGUGACUCUUCUAGUAAUUAUUAUCAACCAACAGCUAUACCCCAGAUAGUAAGGACAAUAAAUAUUAUUUUCAUCAAUAUUUCCCAUGAAAUAGUUGUAAUAAAUUAAUGAACCUUACAAGACAUUAGGGUUGGAAUGGCUAUGUAGUUCAAAUAAGAAUUACUAUGUGCAUAGUCUUUAUAAAUUAUUUUUAAGAGUGUUAUGAAACUCACUAUGUUUUCAUAUACACUGUUUGUACAUAAAGUGUUAGAAGAGAUCACUGACAUGAUGACAUUUUAACAAGUGGAUUGUUCAAAGAAUGGAACUGGCACAAGAGCCAAAGUAAAUGUCGAUGUGGGAAAAGUUUAAUUCGUUGGUUUAGAAGCCUACAUAAAUCCUCCCAGUGAUGACAGUGAUAUUACUAGUGACGAUUCUCCGGAGUUUUACACAGUGAACACGAUGGCAGACAGCCUUGUAUCUUCGAGACAUUUGAGAGUGUUCAGCUAGCAAGAUGUCCAACGUGGACUUUGAUGACGUGCUGGUCCAGAUAGGCGAGCGGGGACGCUACCAGAACAUCAUGUACUAUCUGCUCUGCGUGCCCGCCACCCUUCCAGCCGUCUUCCUCGCCUUCAGCCAGGUGUUCGUGUCUGCUUCCCCGGACCACUGGUGUCGUCUGCCCUCCCUGGAGCACACAAUGCUCGGAGGUAUGCCGCUGACGCCGGAGCAGCAGCGGAGUGUGGGAGUGCCCUUUAAACUGCAACCAGACGGUUCCCGUAAGUACGACCGCUGUCUGAUGUACGACGUGAACUUGACGGAGUGGUUGUCCUCCCACAACGUGACUAGAGGAACGGACCUGCCCACUCCAGACUCCGGUUGGCCCACAAUCAAGUGCAGCCACGGCUGGCACUACGACCGCAGAGACUACGACAGCACUCUCGUCACUGAGCUAGACUUGGUCUGUGAGGACAGCUGGUGGAUCUCCACUUCCACGACAUUCUUCUAUGUCGGCUCACUGUUUGGGAAUGUUGUCUUCGGCUGGAUAGCAGACAGGUGCGGGCGCCGAGUCUCAUUCCUCUGUAUUCUUUUCUCAAUGGUAUGGGUGGCCAUCCUGACAUCUUUCUCCCCCAACUAUCUGGUGUACACUAUUAUGCGCACCAUCAGCGGCUUCUUCUUCCCUGCCAUCUUCCAGAUACCCUUCAUCCUUGCUCUGGAGAUGAUGGGCCCAAGAUACCGGACGUUCGCUGGCAUGGUCAUCUGCAUGUUCUUUGCUGGAGCGAUGUCCUUGCUGGCUCUGCUUGGGUACCUGCUGCGAGACUGGUUCUCUCUCUCGCUGGCCACUUCUGUCCCCUUCCUCCUACUCUUUAGCUACUACUGGAUCACACCUGAGUCUCCGAGGUGGCUCCUGAGUAAAAACCGCAUUGACGAAGCUGAAGUUAUCGUCCAAAGAAUGGCCAAAGUCAACAGGAGACCCAUCCCAGCCAACUUUCUACACCAGUUAGAGGCGGAGAGUCAAAGUCUGUCUCGAGCUCGGCAGCAAGUUCCAGUGUCCUCAUCGGCCACUCCCAUGGACAUCCUGCGUCACCCAAACAUCCGCAACAAGUUCCUGAUCCUAGCCUUUGACUGGGUGGCCAAUGCCGUUGUUUACAAUGGAUUGGCCUAUAACACCACCAACCUUGGUGUCAGCGACUAUUUGGCUUUUUUUAUUGGUGGUGUGGUGGAGAUCCCAAGUUACUUCAUCACGUGGUGGGCCAUGGACCGGUUUGGCCGCCGCUCCGUCCUGUGCCUCACUAUGUUGCUGGGUGGCUUGGCCUGUGUGUCUUGCAUGUUUGUGCCUGAAGAAGCAGUUUGGGUAACAGUAUCACUAGCGAUGGCUGGCAAGUUCGGGAUAGCCGCCUCGUUUGCUGUGUUCUACGUGUUUGUUGGCGAGUUACUGCCAACAGUGUUGCGCAGCCAGGCCAUGGGUAUUGCCAGCUUCAUUGCAGGCCUCGGUCUGCUCACCUUCCCUUCCAUCGUGAGUCUGGCCAAGUACAGCAGAGUGUUGCCUUUGAUUGUGAUGGGCUCACUGUCGUUGGCUGGUGCCAUGGUGUCCGUGUUCCUUCCAGAGACUUUACACUUGCACUUACCACAGACCAUAGAAGAGGGCGAGGCACUGAAGGCUAAUUUUAACCUUUGCUCCGUCACUAAUAGACACAGGCGCAGAAGACCCACAGUCGACACUCCCAGUCCCUCGUCAACUGCUGCCAAGCUGCCCAACGGUGCAACUUCUGAUCGUGACCUCACUGAUGUCAUCUCCCCUAUCCGAGUGAUUGUCACUGAUUUCGAUGCAGAGACCAACUGCUCCCUGUGAUCCUCCUCUCCUUCCCUCAGCACUUUACCUCAUUAUUUUAUAUGUUGAUAGUUAGUAAGGCAAUAAAUAUUAGUUUUUGUUUA
Molecule: messenger RNA, 2640 nt
Organism: Homalodisca vitripennis (glassy-winged sharpshooter)
Lineage: Eukaryota; Metazoa; Arthropoda; Insecta; Hemiptera; Cicadellidae
Product: carcinine transporter-like
Exons: 12
Coding region: 722-2557 (611 amino acids)
Biological process (GO): transmembrane transport
Cellular component (GO): membrane
Molecular function (GO): transmembrane transporter activity
Source: RefSeq, a predicted model, not a curated record